CGGAGAAGGCGGACGUGCAGCUCUUCAUGGACGACGACUCCUACAGCCACCACAGCGGCGUCGACUACGGAGACCCCGAGAAGUUCGUUGACUCAGGCCAGGACCGGGAUCCCCACCGGCUCAACUCGCAGCUCAAGGUGGGCUUCGAGGAUGUGAUCGCAGAGCCGGUGACUACGCACUCCUUUGACAAAGUGUGGAUCUGCAGCCAUGCCCUCUUUGAAAUCAGCAAAUACGUGCUGUACAAGUUCCUAACCGUGUUCCUGGCCAUCCCCCUGGCCUUCGUCGCGGGAAUUCUCUUUGCCACCCUCAGCUGCCUGCACAUCUGGAUUAUAAUGCCCUUUGUAAAGACCUGCCUAAUGGUUCUGCCUUCGGUGCAGACAAUAUGGAAGAGUGUGACCGACGUUAUCAUCGCCCCAUUGUGUACAAGCGUGGGACGAAGCUUCUCUUCUAUCAGCCUGCGACUGAGCCAAGACUGAACACUUGGACCCCAGGUCUGGAGAUUUGGACACUGUAAUGCUUCUUUGUUAUUGUAAAAUAAAAGCACUACUGUUCUGUUCAUUUUCCAACUGCUCUAAUUAAGAAAACUAUUAAAAUGGGCAACCACAUUUAGAAAUGUUUAUUGGCAGACCUUUUCAAAUAAGGCUUUUCUAAUUAAUAGAUGAGGAUUUCAUAUAUAACUUCAUAACCUUAAUUAUAUGGUAGGUUGACAGCACUUAAUUUGAAAGGCAGACAGUUAUUGCUUUGGUAUAAAAGCACACAUUUUACAAUAAUGAAUUUAUAGUGAUUGUGGGUCCAGGCUCUCAAAGCACUACAAUAGUUUUGUGUACAACUGCUCAUAAAAAUAUGAGAUUUCUUAUUUUUUUUUAACUCUGGGAGUAAUAGUUUUUAAAUUACUUUUACAAAUAUAGUCAUAAGGAUCCUUAGAGGUAGGAUAUACAAACAUCCUAGAAAUUGCAGUAACAAAAGCACAGUGAUUAUGGUUAACUGUCAAAUAUGAAACAAAUAAAUGUGAAGAUAGAUUCAUGAAAAUGUGUUCCUUUAGGGUAUUGUCAACCUAUGGGCCUAUUUAACAAGAAGUUUAGUUUUACUGUAUAUUUUGUACUUAAUGUAAAUGUUGCUCUAAUCAGAUUGAGGCGUUUUUAUUAUUAUAUUGAACUAAUAUAUAGAAUGAAUAAAUAUAGCUCCCACAAGGUAAAUUCAUUGGUAAGACUGCACUGCCUUGGUUAUGAAAGCAUUUAUAUUUCUUCUUUG
Otolemur garnettii (small-eared galago) is the source of this 1251-nucleotide messenger RNA. RefSeq names its product caveolin 2 (gene CAV2). Gene Ontology annotation, molecular function: protein kinase binding; molecular adaptor activity. The transcript has 3 exons. Lineage: Eukaryota; Metazoa; Chordata; Mammalia; Primates; Galagidae. The record is from RefSeq and is a predicted model, not a curated record. Gene Ontology annotation, biological process: insulin receptor signaling pathway; positive regulation of MAPK cascade; caveola assembly. Gene Ontology annotation, cellular component: cytoplasmic vesicle; perinuclear region of cytoplasm; caveola. The coding region runs from base 27 to 476 and encodes 149 amino acids.